Messenger RNA from Hydatigera taeniaeformis, 3069 nucleotides. Lineage: Eukaryota; Metazoa; Platyhelminthes; Cestoda; Cyclophyllidea; Taeniidae. The record is from the annotation of a GenBank genome assembly.
AUGGGAUACUUUCCCCUUGUCGAGAGCACCAGUGCUCCCACUAAGGUUGCAGUAACAAGAGAUUUUGGUGUUCUUGCAACUGUCAAGCAAGAUGGUGGAUGUUGUGCAAUGAAUUUAAGUGAAAAGAUUCCUCCCAUCGAUGAGGCAGCGUUGCUGGCAGUGGAGAGAGAAGCUGAAACCAAACGUCUUUCUCUCAUGACACACGACUCCUGGGCGUCCAACAGCAACAAUGACACAUCACUUAGUCAUUCCUUUGUUAGAAGUAGCCUUGCCAGUGUCACCGAUGAGGAGUUCAGAGUCAUCAAAAUUGAUCGAAAGGUCUCACCACUCACAUGGCUAGAAAAACAAUUUCAAAAACAACGCACCAAAGACUUGGAGACACUGAACACCACAAAAAGUAGAAUAGUUGAGGGAUUUGAUCAAAUCAAAAAGGAGUUGGAAAAAAUGGCUGAAAGUAAUGACAAGUUAACGGAAUUGGAAAAAGUGGCAAUUACAGAGUUUGAAUUGGACUCCGAGGAAAGGAAUGCCAUACUUGAGGAGACAAAUAGCCUAUUACAAAAGAGGCGGGCAGAAAUUGAGCACGACGAUCUUGUGAGGAGUUUCACUCACAGUGUCCUAAAGUCACGGUGUUGGGAGAUGCAAGAGGUCAAAGGUCGUAGCCUCCUUGCCUACGAUCUUCCCAUAGAAGUGCCAAAUUAUCCCCUCUGUCCACCAACUCGAGAGGUGGGUCGACUUUUGAGUCAGGCUAAGAGUCGACGACGGAUUGAAAUUGCUGUUGAAGGAUUUUACAAAAAGGAGUAUGAAAAGGUGUUUAAAAAAGCCUCUUCAUCAGAGAGUGAAAAAGGCAGUUCGGAGGAGGUGGUGGAGGAUGAGGUGGCGUCCAGAAGUGGCGAUGAUCAUCUUGGCUCCACUGCUGCCCAAUUUGGAAUAUCUACUAAACUUCUCUACAAUCAAAUGGACUUAUUUACAAAUGAUCAAAAACUGACACAAGCUGUCCUCAUUCAGGAUUUAAUUAGAAAAAUGCAGAUGAAAUUUAACGCCGAAUUUGAUGCCUGUUUUGCACGCAAACGUGAACACAUUGAAGAGAUUGAAAAACGUGUUGGACGUAUUAACGACAUCAUUCCAAAGGUGGAUCCCACCGCUCCCUUGCUAUCAAUGCGACAAUACGAAUUGCAACCGGUGGAGGAGGUGGAGAGACUACUAAUGUGUACAGACGAGGAGGUGGAUGUGGAGAGGUAUCGGUCACCUGAGGAGAUUGAAGAGAUGAAAAUUGCUGCUUCACGAGAGGCAGAACGAUUGAGACUGGAACAGUUGGACAAUUGGCGUGAACGUGGUCUCGACGAUAUGAUGGGUGGAGUGUUGGAGGUGAGACGCGAGGAUGAGUUGAAAAAGGACAUUCCAAUUCCAGCUGUGGUUUUGGCUGGUAAACAGGAGCAUGAAAUGACUGUUGAGGAGAAGAAAAUUUAUCGAAAUUACCUUCAGGCUUGCAAAAAUUUGGAGGAGGAGCGGGAAAAAUAUAGAAAGUACCUAGAAGGUGAGAUGAGAAAAAAUGAGGCGGCAAUUGAGGAGACAAAGGCAAUGAUAAAUGAGGAUAUUGUAAAGCUUUUUCACACCUACAUUAAGUAUGAAAUUGGCAUUGAAAUGGAGGACUUGAAGGUGAGGAAACUGCGUGCCUCCAUUCUACAGGCUCGAGAACUUGAAAAUGAGGCUAAAUUGUAUGCACAAACAAAGACUCACAUUGAGGCAAAAGUUGUAAAGCUUAAUAGCAUCAUUCAACAAGCAAAGGAGUUGACAGAGAAGCUUCAAGAAGACGUGGAAUUAAUCACAGUGGAAGAUAGGAUGAUGGAGAGGGGUUUUCGCAAGGAGUUUUAUGAUGUCCACGGUGUCACUUAUGACAUUAUCCACAAAGCCUUUAAACGACGGCCCAAGCGACUGGCAAUGGAGACACGAUUGGGGGCAGACGAGGAGGAAAGAGAGGAGGAGAAAGACGGAGAUGAGAAGAAUAGAUCCAGUGUUCUUACUCAGCCAAGUUUGGGGGAUAGCAGAAAUCCGUAUGCUGAGGCGUUGGCUCGCAUUCGUUCCCCUGAGGCUGAGUGGGCGGCCAUUCAACGUGCACUAAAUGAAUACGAUGAGGUCAAUAAGAUGGCCGAAUUCAACGUAGAUCCAGCCAUUUGGGAACGACUACAGAAAGCACGGCUUAAGAAAGUGGGCAAAGAAAUGGACUUAAGAAAUGCCACUUACCGUCUCAACAGCACUAUGGCUUUUUUGCAACGUCGUGAAAAAGAAUUGGCGGAUGCAAUGCUGGAGCUUGACGAAGUUGAAGCAGCACGGAGUGAGUUGAAGGCAAAGAUCUACCGAACAAUGACAAACGUGGACAUUAGCAUACUCAUGCCUCAGGGCCAAGUGGAAAUUGAGGUGAAGCCGGGACGUCUGGUGGAGGACUUUAACACCUGCCUCCUCAUUAACCGCAAACAAAUUGAAGAUCUUAACGCUCAAGUUAUCCAACUUAGCAAUGAAAAAAUCAAUCACAUGGAACUAAUCAAGUCCUAUAAGCGUAGAUUUAAGAUGCUUGAGUGGGAUUUGCGAGAAAUGCUGAUGCGAUAUGAGGAUCUUGUGGACAGGCAAAAGCAAAUAACCAACUUCACCAUCACUCGAGAAAUUCAACGAUAUUUGCAAAAUCCCGACUACGAGGCUCUUGUAUCCACUGAACUCAGCAAUUCGGAGCACACCUAUGCACAAUUGAAGGCGAAUCACCGAAAAUUCAUGGACAAAAUUGAAAAACGAAUUAAGUAUUACAAGGAGAAACAGUUGGGAAGGUUAAAGAUGCAAAAUGAGAAGUUACUUCGAGACCUAGAGCAGAUGAACAUUAGUGUAUUGGAGGCACGACACAUCUGCGAACAGACACCUCACGCCACUACGGAUGUACUUCGUGCGGAGGCUUGCUACAAGUCAUUGCUGAGAAAGGCGAAUUUGGAUGCGCUAGCACUGCACCAGACACGCGAAUUGCAGACCCUUCGCAAGGAGCUGAGAGAACUGCACAAGGCAGCCUUCCCCGCCAUUCCCGACUAA